Molecule: messenger RNA, 619 nt
Organism: Solanum tuberosum (potato)
Lineage: Eukaryota; Viridiplantae; Streptophyta; Magnoliopsida; Solanales; Solanaceae
Gene: GRX2
Product: glutaredoxin
Biological process (GO): cellular response to oxidative stress
Cellular component (GO): cytoplasm
Molecular function (GO): glutathione disulfide oxidoreductase activity
Source: RefSeq, marked provisional
AAUUUAUACCAGACACCACUAUCAAAGAAGAAAAAUAUUAGGACGAGGAAUCGUUAGCCAAUUGGAUUGUGAAAGUGCAUAAAAUAAACGCAAUUGAUGCCAUCUCCGUUUUCUUGAAUAAAAAGUCAAUACAAGAGAGCAGAAGUGUCAUUUCUGGAACACGAAGCAAAACCCAGCUUCAAACACCUGUUAAGCUUAUUCGGCUAUCUUUGAUUGUGUUAAUAAAGGAAGGAGGCAAUGGGAUCAAUGUUCAGUUCACCUCAGUUUACCAAAGAACAAAUGGAGAUCGCUCUUACCAAAGCCAAGCAGGUCGUUUCCUCUAAUCCUGUUGUUGUAUUCAGUAAAACAUACUGCGGAUAUUGCACGAGGGUGAAGCAACUUCUUUCCCAGCUUGGUGCUACUUUUAAAGUUAUUGAACUUGACCAGGAAAGUGAUGGAGAUGAGGUACAACAAGCAUUACUAGAAUGGACUAGGCAGAGGACUGUGCCUAACGUGUUUAUUGGGGGAGAACAUGUUGGUGGCUGCGACAGCGUAUUAGAGAAGCAUCAACAGGGAAAGCUACUUCCCAUGCUGAAGGAUGCCGCUGCUAUUCCCAACAAUCCUGCCAAAGUCUAGAAAA